Echinostoma caproni is the source of this 1020-nucleotide messenger RNA. The record is from the annotation of a GenBank genome assembly. NCBI's taxonomy places the organism in Eukaryota, Metazoa, Platyhelminthes, Trematoda, Plagiorchiida, Echinostomatidae.
AUGCCUGGAGAGGAGAAAAAAGUCGUACUGGUUACAGGUGGAACGGGAUAUAUUGGCAGUCACACGGUAUUGGAACUUUUAGAAGCCGGAUACGAAGCAGUUGUUUUGGAUGUUCUGUCAAAUUCUGGUAUCGAAUCCAUCAAACGGGUGGAGAAGAUGUGCAACAAAAAAAUACCGUUUGAGAAAGUCAAUUUGGUGGACUGUGCGGCUGUGGACAAAGUAUUCUCAAAGUAUAAGAUCCAUUGCGUCAUACACCUGGCAGCUUUGAAAAGCGUGGGCGAAUCUGUGAAGAAACCACUGGAUUACUACGAGAACAAUGUGACCGUUGUUCUGUCUCAUGCUUUGUUUCAGGUCAUGUCUUCACACAAUGUACGAAAUCUGGUCUUCUCCAGCUCCUGCACGGUGUACGGGACACCGCAUUUCCUACCGUUGACCGAAGAGCAUCCAAUCGGAGACUGCGUUAAUCCAUACGGAGCUUCGAAGUUCUUUGCAGAAAUCAUACUGAAGGAUCUUUGUCGAUCGGAUCCGAACUGGAAUGUGGUCAGUUUGCGCUACUUUAAUCCAAUUGGCGCACAUCCGUCUGGUGAUAUUGGGGAGCACCCUAGCGUCCCGUAUGUUACGCAGGUUGCCCUCGGACAGCGACCACAUGUAAACGUGUUCGGUAGUGAUUACAACACUCCAGAUGGAACAGGCAUCAGGGAUUAUAUUCACAUAGUGGAUUUGGCUUGGGCGCACAUCAUUUCCAUUCAAAUGUUCGAGAAAAACUGUGGACUGAAGGUUUACAAUAUUGGAACGGGAAAGGGUUAUUCCGUAUUAGAGAUUAUCCGUGAGAUGGAGAAAGCAAGCGGAAGACCUAUCCCAUAUAAGCUCUGUCCACGUCGGGAAGGUGAUACUCCCAUGGUGUUCGCCGAUGCUGGUUUGGCCGCCAGAGAGCUCGGUUGGAAAGCGAAAUUCGGACUGGAUAAAAUGUGCGAAGAUCAGUGGCGAUGGCAAACGAAAAACCCGCAUGGAUAUGCGUGA